Prunus armeniaca (apricot) is the source of this 2001-nucleotide messenger RNA. Lineage: Eukaryota; Viridiplantae; Streptophyta; Magnoliopsida; Rosales; Rosaceae. The record is from the annotation of a GenBank genome assembly.
AUGGAGAAAGACAAAGUCGCUCUGGUGCAGAGCCUGAUCGACCUAGUCAACGAAAUAGCUUCGAUCUCCGACUACAGGUGCACGGUCAAGAAGCAGUACUGUAAUUUGGCGAGGAGGUUGAAGCUGCUGACGCCAAUGUUCGAGGAGAUUAGGGAUAGCAAGGAGGCGGUUCCUGGGGAGACUGUGAAGGCCUUGCUUUCCUUCAUGGAGACUCUGGAAUCGGCUAAGGACUUGCUCAGAAUCGGAAGCGAAAGCAGCAAGAUUUACCUGGUCCUGGAAAGGGAGCAAAUUAUGAAGAAGUUCCAUGAGGUGACAUCUCAGUUGGAACAAGCUUUAAGUGGAAUUUCCUAUGAAAAUCUUGACAUAUCAGAUGAAGUUAAGGAACAGGUUGAACUAGUUCUUGCUCAGUUCAGAAGAGCCAAUGGAAGGUUUGAUUCACCAGAUGUUGAGCUCUAUGAGGAUCUCUUAUCCCUUUACAGUAGAAAUGAUGCAACAACAGAUCCAGCUGUCCUAAAAAGAUUGGUUGAAAAGUUAGAAUUGACAGGGAUAGCUGAACUUACACAAGAGUCACUAGCUUUGCAUGAGAUGGUUACUUCCAGUGGUGGGGAUCCUGGAGAGAGCAUCGAGAAGAUGUCAAUGCUACUGAAAAAAAUUAAGGAUUUUGUACAAACAGAAAACCCCAACUUGGAUGCUCCUCCUGCAACAGAAAAGAAUAUAUUAGCAAGUUGCAGUGGACAAGCAUCUACUGACAAAAAUCACAAGGUUCCCCCAGUUAUUCCAGAUGAUUUUCGCUGUCCAAUAUCAUUGGAGUUAAUGAAGGACCCCGUCAUUGUUUCAACCGGGCAGACCUAUGAACGUUCCUGUAUUGAAAAGUGGCUUGAAGCAGGGCAUGGGACAUGUCCGAAAACGCAACAGAACCUCUCUAAUACCACCCUCACACCGAACUAUGCUUUACGUAGCCUCAUAGCCCAGUGGUGUGAGGCAAAUGGCAUUGAACCACCAAAAAGACCCAAUGCUCGACUUAAUAAAACUGCAUCUGCCUGCUCGCCUGCAGAACGUACUAAGAUCGAAAUUCUCCUCCACAAGCUGAUGUCAGCAAACCCUGAAGACCAAAGGUCUGCUGCGGGUGAAAUCCGGCUUCUUGCCAAGCGUAAUGCAGAUAAUCGUGUGGCUAUUGCGGAAGCUGGUGCAAUCCCCCUGCUUGUUGGCCUUCUUUCAACCCCAGACUCCCGCACCCAGGAGCAUGCUGUGACAGCACUUCUCAACCUUUCCAUAUGCGAGGAUAACAAAGGAAGCAUCAUAUCCUGUGGAGCAGUUCCUGGUAUUGUUCAUGUUCUCAAGAAUGGAGGCAUGGAAGCUCGGGAAAAUGCGGCCGCUACCCUUUUCAGCCUUUCUGUUGUUGAUGAAAAUAAAGUUAGAAUUGGUGCUUUGGGAGCCAUUCCACCACUUGUAACAUUGCUAAGUGAAGGUACUCAAAGAGGGAAGAAAGAUGCCGCUACAGCACUUUUUAACUUGUGCAUUUAUCAAGGGAACAAGGGGAAGGCAGUAAGGGCUGGUGUUGUUUCGACACUAAUGCAGCUGCUGACAGAGCCUGGAGGUGGAAUGGUGGAUGAGGCACUAGCCAUUCUAGCAAUACUGGCCAGUCAUCCUGAAGGGAAAUCAGCCAUUGGAGCUGCCGAGGCAGUGCCAGUUUUGGUUGAAGUUAUUGGUACUGGAUCUCCCCGAAACAGAGAAAAUGCAGCUGCAGUUUUGGUGCAUCUUUGUUCCGGAGACCAACAACAUAUAGUAGAGGCUCAGGAACUUGGGGUGAUGGGUUCAUUAAUGGAGUUGGCACAAAAUGGCACAGAUAGAGGCAAGAGAAAGGCUGCACAGUUGCUUGAGCGAAUAAAUCGGUUUGUUGAGCAGCAGACACAGCAGGCUCAGGCACAAGCCAAGGCUCAAUCUGAGACUGAGACCCAGCAGUCACAGCCACCCUCCACAACAAAUGCUGUUGACAGCUGA